This is a messenger RNA of Penicillium macrosclerotiorum, 1056 nucleotides long. RefSeq names its product sterol desaturase family protein. Gene Ontology annotation, molecular function: iron ion binding; oxidoreductase activity. The record is from RefSeq and is a predicted model, not a curated record. The coding region runs from base 1 to 1056 and encodes 351 amino acids. Gene Ontology annotation, biological process: lipid biosynthetic process. NCBI's taxonomy places the organism in Eukaryota, Fungi, Ascomycota, Eurotiomycetes, Eurotiales, Aspergillaceae. The transcript is spliced from 2 exons.
AUGGAUAUCAUUCUGGAGAUUUGGGACACCUUCAUUGGUGAUCAUCUCUAUUCCACUCUCCUCCCUACCUCCGUCGCCGCCUCCGUCUCCCUGCCGGCCUUCAUCAAUGCCAACAGCUCGCUGGCCCUGUUCGGCAACGGCGACUCCUUCGUCUACGAGCCGGCCACCCAGUUAUUCCGGUUGGAACCCUCUCAGUAUGCCUACCUUAGUGCUUGGCCGCGGGAUAAUAUGUACCGCCAAUUCAUGAGCUUCUUCCUUAUCACCUGGAUCUUCGGUCUUCUCGUCUACUUUGUGGUUGCCACGUUGUCCUUCAUUUUCGUUUGGGAUAAGACAACAUACAAUCACCCCAAAUUCCUGAAAAACCAGGUUGCCCUGGAAAUCAAACAGGCCAUGUCCUCCAUGCCCCCCAUGGCUCUGUUGACCGCGCCGUUCUUCGUGCUUGAGGUUCGAGGCUAUGCCAAACUCUACGACACCGUCGCCGAGGAACCCUUCCCGUAUUAUAGCAUUCUCCAGUUCCCUAUCUUUAUCGUCUUUACCGACUUCUUCAUCUACUGGAUCCACCGGGGUCUACACCACCCAAGCGUCUACCGGACUCUACACAAGCCGCACCACAAGUGGAUCAUGCCAAGUCCCUUCGCCUCCCAUGCCUUCCACCCCUUGGAUGGCUGGUCCCAGAGUGUGCCGUAUCAUGUCUUCCCGUUCAUCUUCCCUCUACAGAAACUGGCAUACGUCUUUCUGUUCGCCUUUAUCAACCUCUGGACUGUUUUUAUUCAUGAUGGCGAGUAUGUAGCCAACAGCCCCGUGGUCAACGGCGCCGCCUGCCAUACUAUGCACCAUCUUUACUUCAACUACAACUACGGCCAAUUCACCACCCUGUGGGAUCGCUUGGGUGGUAGCUACCGGAAGCCCAACGAGGAGCUCUUCCGCCGGGAGACCAAGAUGGGUGACAAGGAGUGGAAACGCCAGGCCAAGGAGAUGGAAACCAUUCUCAAGACCGUGGAAGGCGAUGACGACCGCAGCUAUUCUGCUGACACCCAGCAGAAGAAGGACCUGUAA